Fusarium pseudograminearum CS3096 is the source of this 1494-nucleotide messenger RNA. RefSeq lists its product as uncharacterized. NCBI's taxonomy places the organism in Eukaryota, Fungi, Ascomycota, Sordariomycetes, Hypocreales, Nectriaceae. The coding region runs from base 1 to 1494 and encodes 497 amino acids. The transcript has a single exon. The record is from RefSeq and is a predicted model, not a curated record.
AUGCCCAAGCAACACGUCUACCAUCUUCACCCACUAGGCUGGGAAAACGAUCCCGAAGAGGAACGGUUCAAGGUCACUACCCUCGACUAUCUCACCGUGUGUAGCUACAACAACUACGCUCUGUUCUUCAAGCUAGAGGACUCGGAGAAAGAAAGAGCCGCUGAGAUCCUCAAGGCUGGGCUGGAGAGGACGCUGGCGCAGGCGAGACACUACUGUGGGACCAUUGAGAAGGACCCUGGCGGUGGUCACUCGUUUACCAAGAAGAGGGAUAGUACUGUAAGGUUCUUCCUGCAGUGGCUUGAUGCGCCUGAGGAUGCGGAUAAGUAUCCUUCGUUUGAGGAUCUUGAGAAGACUAACUUUAGUGCGGUGACGCUGGGGGAUCUUGAGCAAUGGAGUGUACCGCCCAUGACAUAUGGCGAGAAGCCUGAAGCGCAUCCUGACAACAGCCCUGUCGUGUCAGCCUUCAAGGCCAACUUCAUCCGAGGUGGUCUUGUCUUCAACAUUCAUCAUCAUCACUACACCAACGAUGUCAUGGGCUGGGCGGGCUUCGUCCAUCAGCUAGCUGAGAACUGCUACGCUGCUGUGAACGGCACCAAACAUCCAACCUGGGACCCUCUUAACCUCGACGUCUCGCGUCUCAUCAAGCAAGAACCUCCAGAAGAUCAAAAGAUCGAUGGCCCAGCUCCCCCAGAACGCCAUCCUGCUCACCAGGUCGGCGUGUCUCUGCUCUUUCACCUCCCCAAGAGCAAAGCAGCCGAGCUCAAAGCCAAGGCCACUCCCACCGACGGAACGUGGAUCUCGACAUACGAUGCCUUCUCAGCCUUUAUCUGGCGCAACCUCACGCGUAUUCGAGCGCCCGUCUUCAACCCCGAUCCGAAAUCGACUUUAUACUGGUGCGAGGCGAUUGACAUGAGGCGACGAAUGCACAGUCCAAAGGUGCCACCACGCAUCCAGCAUAAUGUCAUGUUCGCUGUGACGUCCCCUACUGCACCUGUUACGCAACCAACUGUUGCUCAGAUUAUGUCGGAGUGGUCGCUGUCAGAGUUGGCGUCGUAUAUCCGCCGCUUGACCAACAGCGUUACGCAAGAGAACCUUGACAAGACGCUUGAGAUGGUAGCUACCAUUCGCGACAAGACAUCUUUAAACACACGAGUCGAUGCGCAGCCCCCUCUGUCGAUCCUUCAGACGGAUCAUCGCGAUGCAAACAUCACUUCAGCUGACUUUGGCUUCGCGAAGCCAGCUACAUAUCGUCACCUUCUCGAUCGCAUCACAGAAGGUGUUAUCAUUGUUUACCCACCUCGUGAUCCCUUACCCGAGUCAGAUGAGGGAUGCGAGUUUGCCAUCUUCUAUGAGAAGAGGCUUGCUCAGGAUUUGAUCAAUGAUGAUGAAUGGAGUGAGUACUUUGAGUAUAGAGGUGUUGAUGCUGAAGAUGCUUCUGAGGCCAAAAAGGCAAAUGGUACCAAUGGCACAAACGGAGUGAAUGGCUCUUCUUAG